Molecule: messenger RNA, 637 nt
Organism: Candidula unifasciata
Lineage: Eukaryota; Metazoa; Mollusca; Gastropoda; Stylommatophora; Geomitridae
Source: the annotation of a GenBank genome assembly
AUGGCAGAGGGCCAAAAGCGUGAAGUGGAUUACGGUUUCAAGUUUAGAGAGGAUGAAGAACUGGAGUUUUUCACAGAACUUGCCGUACAUGAGUGUGAGAGAUGGAUUCAGGCGGUCACCAAGAAGAGUCUGCCUUACCUGGAUGAUACCAGAAAGUCCCUGGAGAAUGGAGUCCUCCUCUGCGAACUGCUCAACUGUCUCCAGCCAGGGUCAAUCUCCCGAAUCAACAGACUGCCAACUCCAAUAGCUGGCCUUGACAAUAUCAAUGUGUUUCUACGAGCAUGUAAGACCAAAUUUGGCCUCAGUGAUGUUCACCUUUUCAAUCCUUCAGACCUAGAAGAUCUGUCCCAGAGGGCCAUAGCAGAAUCUGCCUACCUGAAACAAGAGUAUGAGAGACGACUGAGAAAUGUUGCAGUCACAAUUUAUUGGCUGGGCAAGUUUGUAAAUCGUUACUACCAAGGGCCACAACUUGACCUCAGUGCCUUCUCUGCCCUAAUUCAUCACCGCCAAGAACCCGAGAGUGUAGAGCGAGAGUUCCACCCUGAGAGCAGAUACAUCCCCAGGACUUCAUCCAGCAGCUCUUCAGAUUGGCCUCAGGGAUCUCGGCUGAGUGCUUAUGGCCAGCCAGGCACCAGAG